AUGUCUGACAGUCAAAAAUCUAAAUUGAAAAAUCAAAAGGAGAAAGGGACAAAACAGCGCAAAAGAUUAAGCACACAGAAAGAUGACAUUAUUUCUUGGGAUGAGUAUUUCAUGGGUAUUGCUUUUCUGUCAGCAAAAAGAAGCAAGUAUGAAGUGCGAAAGGUUGGUGCAUGUAUAGUUAACAAUGAAAAAAGGAUAGUUGCCACUGGAUAUAAUGGUUAUAUUGACCCACCGGAAAUGCAAGGAAAUCAAAACAAUGAUGAACUAUUUUCAGAAGAGGAAAAAAGUAAAUCUGUUUGCCAUGCUGAAAUGAAUGCUGUUAUAAAUAGGCACAGUACCAGUUUAAAGGAUUGCACUGCAUACGUUACAUUCUUUCCUUGUAAUGAAUGCGCCAAACUGCUUGCCCAGUCACGGAUAAGUAAAGUUAUAUAUUAUGCCAACGACAAAUCUGACGAGCAAAAAUACAAGUUGUCCAGAAAAAUGCUGGAGUUUGCAAAAAUACAAUUACAAUAUCAGUGCACAUGCAGCGACAUGAAUACGUUUAAUUCUUCCUGCACACUUUGUGUUUUCCUCAUAGCUCCAGAUAGUUUACACAAUGUCUAA
Molecule: messenger RNA, 603 nt
Organism: Saccostrea echinata
Lineage: Eukaryota; Metazoa; Mollusca; Bivalvia; Ostreida; Ostreidae
Product: deoxycytidylate deaminase-like
Exons: 5
Coding region: 1-603 (200 amino acids)
Molecular function (GO): hydrolase activity; zinc ion binding
Source: RefSeq, a predicted model, not a curated record